Molecule: messenger RNA, 1435 nt
Organism: Saccostrea cuccullata (small rock oyster)
Lineage: Eukaryota; Metazoa; Mollusca; Bivalvia; Ostreida; Ostreidae
Exons: 2
Coding region: 28-1071 (347 amino acids)
Source: RefSeq, a predicted model, not a curated record
UCACUUUCAAAAAAUUGGGUUUGCAUCAUGUUGCCCUUUCGUCUGUGUCGGCAACAUGUGCAUCCUAAACACGUAUCAAAAGUGAUAUAUGUACGGCAAAUCAAGACAGGCUACCAGGCAGUUGAUACUUUAGCCGACAAAGCCACGUUUGGUAAAAUUGACAGCGUAAUACAGUGGUAUGAGGACAAAUUCGGGCUGUCGGAAGUACGCAGAGCACAGGAAGAAGCCAUUAAGGCUCGUCAAAGAUGCAUGGACCUACAAAAGAAAAGAAUAGAGAAUGUUAAAGAAUACUUAGAAAUCCAGAAAGAAAUGGAGAGUGUUGUUAAAGAAAUAAUGCAAACUGAAAGAGGAACAGAUAGAUACGUGCAGCUGGCUAUACAAGAAAACGAAAUAAUCAAAAGAAAAAAUGAGGUCAAACCUCUAUUAGAAAUGAUGGAAGAGGAGGAAAAAUUAGCGUUUGAUUAUUACAAUUCCAAAGUGAGUGAGAGCCACGAAAAAGAGAGAUUGAGGACAGAAAACUUUAAGUUGUACUAUCUUUGUUGGUCCAUAGCUGCGGUAGGUUUAGGUUUAUUAGCUAAUUUUAUUUACAAUCGACACAAGAAUAAAGAGUUUAGGGAUAUAGUUUUAUCCGCAACUGGAUCCGCAGAUGACUACAAAAAGAUGACCAACGACUUGAUAAAGAUGGUACAAGACCAGCAGAAAGAGAUCCGAGGAUUUUUCAAUGAAGUCAGAGGUGCUUCAAAUGACUCUAAAAGUUUUAAAGACCUCCAAGCUACAGCUCAUGUGCAGAGUUCUGAAAAUAUCUCUGAUGUUCUGAAAGGAAUUAAAAGUAAUCAUGAACUUUUGAUAAAGGAGUUAGGUGAUUUGAAGAAAGUGACAGGAAUUAACAAAGCAAAGACAAAUGCUGAUAAUGUAGUGUAUGUAGGACCAGAGGUCAAGGAUUUGUUAAGUGAAACUGAAAGCAAUAUUCAGUGGACUGUAAAGAUUGGAAGUUUAGCAUCUGUGACAGUUUUGUAUGGUGCUCUAGCUUUGACAAUUCCUCUUAUCAUGAAACUGUUUAAAGGAGAAUGAUAUGUAUUCCUAGGUCAUUUAUUUUUUCAGAAAGCUAAUUAACAUUACUUUUUAUAUAUAUAAAACUUAUUUUUUGUAUAUAAGCCCUUUAAAAAAUGCUGUUUAUCAAUGAAUUGACAGUUUAAAUCUUAAUUAUUUCUAUUAGAUUGAAACCGAAACAAAAAUAAUGAAAUGACUACACUAGAUUAUAUUGUUUUAAAUUUGUUAUAUAUUAUAUUGUUAAAGAGGAAUUCAUAUUUGCAAAAACUACUUGUUUGAUAUGCUUCCUGUGUAAUUAAAUGUGUUCUGGUACAUGCACUACUGUAUAAAACUUUGUUAAUGAUUGAGAAAAUCAAGGAAUCUUAUUUUCACUGUUGUCUAACCU